CCAUUAAUGGCUACGUUUCCUGUUCCCUUACAUCAAUUGAGUCAAUUGUUUACAAUUAUUCCAGUGGUUAGUUAGUCUUUGGUUCUCGUCCUUGAUCGUCGUCCCCACUUUGUCCUCUGUUUGUGUCUCUUUCUCCUUGUCACCAAUCGUAAUCAAUGGAUCCUGAUAAUCCAGUCGCAGUCGAUCAACUCACAUGUAUUGUUAGUCUUUCCGACGAAAAACCGCCUUUGCAACCAGAUCUUAAUUAUUCAGCAAAUGCGCUUGAAAUGAAAGAAUCUUUGACGUAUUUCGAAUACUGCAGACUCAAAUUCGACGAGGAUUUCGGCUAUGCCAGUCCGAAUCACGUCACUUAUCAGGAUGUCACAACCAAUGUCUCUGAAAACGGACUAGAACCCAAAGAGAAACCUCGGUACAGAAUCAGUACAGCCAAUGAAGAUUUUCAACUCUGUCCAAGUUAUCCUCGUUUUUUAAUCGUUCCCGCUGAGAUAAGUGACGACGAACUCAAGAUUGUGGCCAAUUUCCGCUAUCAAUAUCGACUGCCUGUCAUCACUUGGAGAUAUUACAAAAACGGAUGUGUUAUUGCGAGAAGUAGUCAACCUUAUGUAGGCCUAUGGGGUUCACGCUCUGAUACCGAUGAGAAACUUAUUCACCUGAUUGCCACUAGUUCAAUGGUUCUGAGUAGAGCGAAACACAAACCCACGCCCAUUGAGCAAGAUGAAAAAUCAGAUGAACAAGUCAACCAAGUAAUCAAACAAGAGACUAAUGAAGACAAAAAUGAAUCCAAUCUAUCAAAGAAUGAGAUUGACCCUAUACAAAAACACAUGAUGGUUGUUGAUUGUCGGUCUUACACUGUGGCCAUGGUCAAUCGAGCCAAAGGGGGUGGUUGUGAGUGCACCGAAUAUUAUCCCUAUUGUGACAUUCAAUUCAUGGGACUAGCAAAUAUCCACAGUAUUAGAAAAAGCUUUGACUCUUUACGUUAUCUUCAAAAUUGUGAUAUGUAUUCAGACGCUUGGGAGAGUCUCGUGAGUAGCUCCAAGUGGCUUCAUUACAUUUCUUGUCUACUUAAAUCAGCUGUCACCAUUUCAGAAGCCAUUGAAGAUGACCGUUCAUGUUUGGUCCAUUGUUCAGAUGGAUGGGAUCGGACACCUCAACUUGUGUCUCUCGUUCAACUCAUGCUUGAUCCUUAUUAUCGUACUUAUGAUGGUUUCAGAGUUUUGGUUGAAAAAGAAUGGAUCGAGUUUGGCCACAAGUUCGCCGACAGGCACGGGGUCAUGCCAGAAGACGAUAAUUCUUAUGAAAAAUGUCCAAUCUUCCAACAGUGGCUUGACUGUGUUUACCAAAUAGUUCUCCAACAUAGUGAAGCAUUUGAAUUCAAUGUUGUUUAUCUCCAAUCGAUAUUGUAUCAUUCAUACUCAUCUCUUUUUGGAACCUUCAUCGGUAACAGUUUAAACCAUAAGACACAAAAAAACAUUUUUACACAAACUUCUAGUCUCUGGCCUUUCCUCGAAAAUGAGAAGCAUUGUUACAUCAACGAUAACUACGUACCAAAAACCGGAAACAACAAUAUUGUGACUCCCUCAUCAGAGGUGGAAGAUUUGCGGCUUUGGGUCGAAGUCUAUCGUCCAUCGAGCAAUGAUAUGAUCAGUCUUAGCGACAUUCAAUCAUCCAAAAUAUAAUUUUUCAUCCAAUUUUAAUCAUUUGAAAUCGACGAGCAAAUUAAUGGCUGAAUGGAUUGGCUGCAAAUGCCUUGAUAUCAUUUUCGUUAAUCGUUAAUAUUUUUCCAUGGGAUCUUCAACAGAUGAGCUUUGGAUUACCAAGAGUCUCCUGGAAACGAAAUUUCUUUCAUUUCUGUUGUCCGGGAAGGGUCAAAUUUCUGUUAAAUGUUCUCACGCAAUUGAGACCAGUUGAUCUUCUCUUAUUUAUCAAGCUUUUGGUUAAUCAUUGAUGUCCAUCAAUUAGUCAACUUUAUCUAACUCUAUUCACUUAACCUUUUAUUUUCACACUCACAUAAACUCUUCGUUAUCACAUAAUCAUUGAACUUUUUUCUCUACCUUCCCUUUGACUGUGAUUUUUGUAUAAACUUAUCGUAGAUGCAAACCUUAAAUUGAGUUUUUAAUUCGAAUCAUCAUUUGUUAUCUGGAGCAAUUGUCUCUUGAACUCUCACCUUUUUAUCAUAUUCAACCUUCCAUUCCUAUGUAACCUGUUUCAUAAGCUUUAGUUGGUUUGUUAUAUUUUAUGCUUCCACUAAGAAAUAAAUUGAUCAUGAAAAGAUUUGAAUACAA
Molecule: messenger RNA, 2282 nt
Organism: Panonychus citri (citrus red mite)
Lineage: Eukaryota; Metazoa; Arthropoda; Arachnida; Trombidiformes; Tetranychidae
Product: myotubularin-related protein 4-like
Exons: 4
Coding region: 156-1676 (506 amino acids)
Biological process (GO): regulation of autophagy; dephosphorylation
Molecular function (GO): protein phosphatase binding; phosphatidylinositol-3,5-bisphosphate 3-phosphatase activity
Source: RefSeq, a predicted model, not a curated record